AUGCCAUCUCAAUUUUUUUCUAAUUUAUCGCAAGAUCUCUCGCAACUCCUUGAUAAUGCAGAUGAUUACAAUGUUAGUAUCCAAGUUGGAGAAGGCUCAAGUAUUAAAGAGUUUCGAGCUCAUUCGAAUAUUUUGAUGGCCAGGUCUCCUUAUUUCAAAAGAGCACUUUCGAGCGAUUGGGUUGUAAAAAAAGAUAAUAAUAUUAUAUUUAAUAAGCCCAAUGUUUCACCAAUGGUUUUUGCAAUGAUGCUCAAAUAUAUUUAUACAGGUAUUCUUGACUUAGAUAAGCAAUCUGGACCAGAUAUUCUUGGUCUUUUAGUUGCAUCCGACGAGUUACUCCUCGAUGAAUUAAUUGUUCACUGUCAAGAACAUUUAAUCGAAGAAAAAGCCAAUUGGUUGAGGUUAAAUUUUGUGCAAGUCCUGCAAACUGUCAUUAAACUUAAAAGCUGUAAAAAACUUCAAGACCAUUGUUUAAAAACCAUUUGUCAAGAUCCUCAACCAUUUUUUUCAUCAAAAAUUUUUUCAUCUUUGGAUAGAGAUAUUCUUUAUGGACUUCUUGAACGGGAAGACCUAGAGAUCGACGAGAUAGAAGUUUGGGAACACCUAAUCAAGUGGGGAAUUGCACAAAAUGUUAAUUCAAAUGAUGCUAAGAUGCCUAGUGAUGUUAAUAAAUGGACGGAUAAACAUUUUAUUGCCUUAAAGAAAUCGGUUGAACAGUUCAUUCCGCUUAUCCGACUUUUCGAAAUUUCAUCCAAAGAUUUUUAUUAUAAAGUUCGACCAUACAAGAAAAUACUUCCUCAGAAUAUAUAUGAAGAUCUCAUGUCUCAUUAUCUGGCGGAUACUGAACCAAAGACAAUCACAAACUUAGCCCCAAGGAUGGGACAUUGGCAAAUUGAUUCUGUGAUAAUUAAACCAAAACAUGCAGUUAUCAUCGCUAACUGGAUCAAUCGAGUUGAUGGGAAAUUAGAAAAUAAGAUCCUACCAGAACGGUCCCGUUCUUCAUUAUCGAUUGAAACAGUAGCAGAAGUCUCUCAACAUCUUGAAGAUAUUAAUGAGCCAGAAGAAUAUGAUAACGAAUUAACCUUGACUGCAGAUAGUGAACUAUACAAAGCCGUUACUAAUGCUCAUCUUUACGCGGAAGCGUUUAAAAAGGGACUUCCUGAUGAACCUAGUCAGAACAACAAUAAUGAUAACAGACCAUCUGAAGACCCACCUAAACUAACGCCAAGAUUUUCCGAUAUUUGGUAUAAAUUACUUAAACCUAUCUUUGUUGGCAUAUCGGCAAAAGCAACUUGGCCUAUGGCAAAGCAAGUCCUUAAGGCCGCUGUUGCUUAUUGGCUUGCCUUUGUUAUUGACCUUAUUGUCCCUGCAAUGCAGGAAUUAGGCUCUUUUACCUUCUUGGCAAUCGUGAUGGUCUGCUACUUUCAACCUUCAAGAACAUUCGGUUCUCUAUGGCAGAGUGCUGGUUGGGGAAUCGUAGGUGCCUGCUUGGCUACACUAUGGUCUUUUCUAGGUAUUACAAUAUCUCAAGCAAUCCGUGGUGACAAGAUAUUUAGCAUUCCUGCUAUGUUAGUCAAUUUAUCUUUCUUGGCUAUCGGUACUUUUAUUUUAUCUUAUGAUAAGAUCAAGUGGCAACCCAUGCGUUACGGUGCAAUCAAUGCUAUUAUGAUUAUGAGUUUUAGCUUGACGCAAUCAUAUGUUAAUCCUGGUAAAACAAAUAAGAUACUGAAAAGUUUGCUUAUACCAAUGUUAAUUGGUCCCGCUUGUUCAUUUGUAGUUAAUAUAACAUUAUGGCCAGAGAAUGCUACUACUAAUUACAUACCUUGUCUUCAUAAGACACUUCAAAGUUUUAUUGACUUGCUUGAACAAGAAACAAAUUUUUUCCUUCGUGGUCCGUAUAACCGAAAUACAAUUUCACAGCUUAAUCGAAUUGCACAUGAUAAUAUCCUUAACCUCGAUAUAGCCAAAAAGGAUGCACAACACGAAGUAUCAUAUUCAAAAAUUGGACCAGAAGAUUUGUUGGAUAUUAAUAAAAUUGUAAAAUCCUUACAUAUGAUAUUAGAAGGAUUGGCAUUAAGUGGGGUGAUUGAAGAGGAAUUAAUGAAAGAUAGACAAGAAGGAACAAUUGAGAUUAGAAUCGAAGAUAAAUGUGAUCAUGUUUCGAUUUUUGAUCAGGUAACAUUAAAUACUUAUACUGAUGAUUUACCGUCACCAUCAUCUGUUGGAACAGCAACAGGAUGUGAAGAGGAUUUGACAAAACUUUUAGAAAUUAUUCGACCUAUUUGUACAGAACUUUCAGAAGUAUGUCAAAUGUGUUUGGCUGAUUCUAUGAUACGUGUUGAACAUUUAAAACAUAAUUGUCGUGAACCAUGGUAUAAAAAGAUAUGGCCUUUUUGCCUUAAACCUACACCAAGUCAUAAUCAAAAUGUAAUCGAUGAUCCCAUAGGACAUCUUCAUACUGCUAUAACUAAAUUUGAGAACGCUCGUGUUGAAGGCCUAAACAAACUCUUUGAAGAUAAAUUAAUUAUCAGUCCUUUACCACAAAGGGUGUUACUUUUAAUACUUCUUUUUGAAAAUAGUCUUAAAACAUUUGCAGAAGAUUUGUGUUUGUUAGUUGCAACUAUAAAAAUGUUGGGAAGUCAAAGACAAUCGAAAAAAUUUUGGCUUCCCCCAAUACCAUUCUUCAAACGUACAAGAGACGUAGGAGGAACUGAAGAAGAGUGUGAGAAAUUUUUUGAAUCAAACACUAGACAAGACGAAAAAGAAGAAAUCGAAAAUGAAAUAUUAUUUGACCCCGAUGUAACACCUCCAACUACAUCAUGUCAACGAUUUUGGUAUAAAUUAUGGAUGAUUAGAAAUUGGUUUAAUAGUAUCUACGCCAAAUUUGCUAUCAAAAAUACUUUAGUGGUUACUGCAUUGUGCUUACCGGCAUUUUUACCGUAUUCUUAUGUAUGGUUCAAUAAAUAUCACGGCCAGUGGGCACUUAUUAGUGCAGUUGUUUCAUUUUCACCUACUACCGGCGGAGCCGUCCUUCAAUUUUUUGGUCGUCUUAUCGGCUCAAUUGUAGGAGCCUCGAUGGCUAUAAUCGCAUGGAAAAUAACGGAUGGAAAUAGUUAUGUGUGGACAGUCGGUGGUGUUAUUAUGUUGGUCAACUUUGCAUUAGUCCUUGCAAAUGUCUAUCAGUCCCAAUAUGGAAUGAGUAGUACUCAAGAAUCAAUAAUUGGAAUUGCAAUAAACCGAACAUGUGCCGUAGGGGUUGGUAUCACAUCAGUUUUCUUUAUGAACUUGAUACCUUGGCCACAUACAGGACGAGUUGAAGUUCGUAGACGUCUUGCACGUACAAUGUCCGACAUAUGCGUUUUAUAUUCGAUCACAAUAUCAUCAUUAUUAAAAGACAAUUUAACGGCCUUUUCAAGAACAAGAUCAUUCCGUAAGCUACUUAGUAAAAUAAAACGUUCAAUAGCAAUAGAACGUUUAUUACUCUCACGUACAAAAUAUGAACCACCACUUCGUGGAAACUUUCCAAUCAAACGCUAUGAAGAGAUUAUAGAAAUUGUUGAACACAUGGUUUGCCUUGUCGGUGGAUUAGACCAUAUAUUACAUGAACUGAAUGGAACUGAAUGGAAAACAGAAUUAGCAGAUGUAUUCAAUCCAACCAAAUGUCAUUAUAUAACGCAUAUAUUAACAACAUUUCAUAUACUAUCGACAGCAUUGGAAAACAAAGUUCCUUUACCACCAUAUAAUAUAAUUGCAUCUGGCGAUACAAGAUAUGGAAAAGUUGGAUUAGGCAGUAAGAUAUCAGGAAAGAUUAGAAGGAUAGCAUCAGAUUUAACUAAAGAAGACUUAGAAACUCAUGCAUUUAUUUGUUAUU
Molecule: messenger RNA, 3871 nt
Organism: Scutellospora calospora
Lineage: Eukaryota; Fungi; Glomeromycota; Glomeromycetes; Diversisporales; Gigasporaceae
Source: the annotation of a GenBank genome assembly